Molecule: messenger RNA, 4568 nt
Organism: Amaranthus tricolor (Joseph's coat)
Lineage: Eukaryota; Viridiplantae; Streptophyta; Magnoliopsida; Caryophyllales; Amaranthaceae
Product: DNA repair protein RAD50
Exons: 28
Coding region: 214-4167 (1317 amino acids)
Biological process (GO): telomere maintenance via recombination; chromosome organization involved in meiotic cell cycle; double-strand break repair
Cellular component (GO): nucleus; Mre11 complex; condensed nuclear chromosome
Molecular function (GO): G-quadruplex DNA binding; single-stranded telomeric DNA binding; double-stranded telomeric DNA binding
Source: RefSeq, a predicted model, not a curated record
UAUAGUGGGAUGGAUAGUCGUGUACAAAUUUAGCCCUGGGUAACCUCGAGUAAUCGAGCUUGGCGCCCCUUUUCCUUAACUCCCUACUUCAACAAUCCUCCUAAACCCAGAAAAUAAACACCUUCUGAGAACCGUUUUUUUAAACAUCUUUCUCACACACAAACUCCCCAAUUUCACAAAACCCUUUUAAGUUUACAGCAAAAGAAGGAAGAAAUGAGUACAGUAGACAAGAUGUUGAUUAAAGGAAUUCGGAGCUUUGACCCCGAAAACAAAAAUGUCAUCACUUUCUUUAAACCCUUAACUUUGAUUGUGGGCUCCAAUGGUGCCGGAAAAACUACUAUAAUUGAGUGCUUGAAGCUUUCAUGCACUGGAGAGUUGCCUCCGAAUGCUAGGUCUGGUCAGAGUUUUAUUCAUGAUCCUAAGGUAGCUGGGGAAACGGAGACUAAAGCGCAAAUCAAGCUCCGAUUUAAGACAGCAGCCGGGAAAGAUGUUGUGUGUAUUAGGUCAUUUCAGUUAACCCAAAAGGCGUCUAAGAUGGAGUAUAAAGCGAUUGAAAGUGUGCUUCAGACAAUUAAUCCCAAUAAUGGGGAGAAAGUCUGUCUCAGUUACAGAUGUGCUGAUAUGGAUCGACAAAUCCCUGCACUGAUGGGAGUUUCUAAAGCUAUUUUGGAAAAUGUGAUAUUUGUCCAUCAAGAUGAGGCUAACUGGCCACUGCAAGAUUCCUCCACUUUAAAGAGGAAGUUCGAUGAUAUUUUCUCUGCAACCAGAUACACCAAGGCAUUGGAGGUCAUCAAAAAGCUCCACAAGGAGCAAGCCCAAGAAAUCAAGACAUUCAAGCUAAAGUUAGAGCAUCUGCAAACUUUAAAAGAUUCUGCUUAUAAGCUCCGAGAGAGUAUCGCUCAAGAUAAGGAGAAAACGGAAUCCUUGAAAGUUCAAAUACAGAAUUUGGAAAAGGAAAUUGAAGAGGUUGAUGUUAAGGUACAUCAUACUGAAAGUAAGAUUAAAGAGCUGCAUAAGGUACAGAAUGAACUUACCGAAAAGCGUGCCACAAGAAAUGCUGCAUUCAAAGACCAGGAACAAAAGUAUCAAAAUCUCGAUGAAGAAAUUGAAGAUUCCUACGAAGAACUGAUGGAAUGGGAGAAGCAGUUUAAGGAAAGAAUUUCUUACCAGGACAAGGAAACUAUCAAGUUGCAAAGGCAGGGUGCUGACCAAGAGGAAACUAAUAAAGUCCUUAGCAGUAAAAUAAACCAGCAUAUCAUAGAGAUUAGCAAGCUUCAGAGUGAAUUAGAUGCUAAUGCUUCAUUGAAGAAGGAGAGAGACUCCAUAAUCCAGGAGCUCUUUUCCCAACAUAAUUUGGGGUCCCUUCCUAAGGUUCCUUACAGCGACGAAACAAUUUUGAGCUAUACAAGUCGUUUAAAUGCAAGGAUUGUGGAAUUGGAGAAAGAUUUGCAGGAGAAGAAGAAAGCGAGUGAGACUGAAAUCAACACAGUAUGGAACACAUAUGAGAAUGCCUGUAGCCAUCUAAAGGAUCUUGAAGCCAAAAAACGAGCCAAAGAGGAAAGAAAGAAUGCUAUUUGUAAACGCAUUCAAGAAUAUGAGAAUGAGAAGGAGCCUUAUGAAGCUCAACUUUCUGAAAUCGAUCUGGAACAGUUAGAUGAAAAAGACAAGAAACUGAGUCAUGAGUUGGAGAGGAAGACAAAUCAACUUGGUCAAAGAAAUUUUGAUUCAAUAAUAGAUCAGAAGCAAAGUGAAUUAUUCAAGAUAAACCAGAAGAUUAAAUCUCUGAAUCGAGAAAAAGAUAAGUUGGAUGGUGAUUUAGAAACCAGAACAAAAUUGGAAACGAAGAGAACAGAAUUAGAAGCUCAAAAGAAAAAGUUGAAUAAAUUAAUGAAUGAUCAUAAGGAUAAGAUCAAGAGAGUACUAAAAGGAAAACUCCCACCUGAGAAGGAUCUUAAGGACAGCAUUCUUCAGGCUUUAAGUUCUUCAGUUACUGAGUUUAAUGAACUUGAACCUAAAUCCCGUGAAGCUGAAAAGGAAGUUGAUAGGCUACAACUGAAGAUCCAGGAGGCUAGUAUUAAUUUAAAGAAACUUCUAAAAGAUAUGGAUUCCAAAAAGAGGUUCAUUGAGUCAACGCUUCAAUCACUGGAUCAGCCAUUUUCUGGUGUUGAUUCUUAUUAUCAAGCUUUGAAUGCAGCUAAAGAUAAAAGAGAUUCUGUAAAAAGAGAAUUACUCGAGCAAGAUGGUCAGUUUAAAAUGUGUGAACCUCUGGAAAGAGUAGCUCGAGUUAGUCACAUGUGUGGUGUAUGCGAACGACCUUUUUCUUCUGCUGAAGAGGAGGACAAAUUUCUCAAGAAGCAAAAAAAUACAGCUACCCGAGGUUUAGAUCGUAUAAAAGAGCUGUCUGCAAAAUCUGCAAUUGCUGAUGCCCUUUUCGAGCAGUUGAACAACCUCCGAGUUGUGUAUGAAGAGUACACUAAAAUUUGCACAGAGACAGUACCUCAAGCAGAGGCAAAAAUAGCUGAACUUAAUGAAGAAUUGGACUCAAAAACACAGCCACUCGAUGAUAUUUUAGGUAUUGUUGCUCAAGUUAAGGCUGACAAGGAUUCAAUUGAGACUAUGGUGCCGCAUGUGGAGACAGCAGACUGGCAUAUUCAGCAGAUAAAGAACUUACAACAUCAAAUUGAUAAGCUGGAGGAAGAGUUAGAUAAUCGAGGACAGACUGUUAGAUCAAUGGAGGAAGUUAAGUCAGAGCUCAGUGAUCUCCAGAAUACCAUAACUAGUUUGCAAAAUGAUGUGGACAAGUUAAGAGAUGAUCAGAAGUGUUUGAUGGGAGCUAUAAAUACUGUAACUGCACGGAUGUAUUCAGCUAGGGAAGAGAAAGGAAAAACUCAAGCUUUAAUAAAUGCGCUGAAGAAAGUGGAGAAUGAGCUUGAACGUUUGAUGGAGGAGAAAAGUCAAGUUGAGCUUGAAGAGAAGCAACUUGUGGAGGCUAUCAGUCCUUUGACCAUGGAAACAAAGAAACUGUUACGUGAGCACAAUGCUCUGAGAGAAAGACUAAAUAGCAAACUUGAAAAGCAAUCUGAACUCUGGAGGAAUCAGCGGCAGGAGGUUGUAGACCUUGGAAAAUUGAAUUCCAAGAUAAAUGAGUUUAAUGAGAUUAAAAAAGCUGAGCAGUUAAAGGAACUGCAUAUAAAAAAGUUACAAUCAGAAUCUCAGCUUCAGCAAUGUGAUCAAAGAAAGAAAGAGAUAUCUGAUGAAUUGAAAAGAGCCCAGGAAGAGAAGGUCAAGCAAGAGUUAAUGAAACAUAGAAUUAAUCAAAACAUUUUAUAUAGGGUAGCAAAAGCUAGAGUAGAUGAGCUGACUCGUGAGCUGGAGUCAUUGGAGCAGAGACAAGUAGACAUGGGUAGUUUAGAGGUAUUUGAGGCCAAGCUAUUGAAGUUAAAUCAAGAAAGAGACAGUUUUUUGUCAGAGUUUAAUAGGUUUGGUGGAACAAUGUCUGUGUAUGAAAGCAACAUAUCAAAAAAUACGAUUGACCUUAAACAGCCACAAUACAAGGAUAUAGACAAACGCUACUUUGACCAACUAAUUCAGCUCAAGACCACAGAAAUGGCUAACAAGGACCUUGAUAGAUACUACAAUGCUCUUGACAAGGCACUCAUGCGUUUUCACACUAUAAAAAUGGAAGAAAUAAAUAGAAUUAUUAGAGAACUGUGGCAGCAAACUUACCGAGGUCAGGACAUUGAUUACAUAUACAUCCAUUCUGAUUCUGAAGCUGCUGGGACUAGAUCUUACAGUUAUAAGGUGCUUAUGCAAACAGGUGACGCAGAACUGGAAAUGCGUGGAAGAUGCAGUGCUGGCCAGAAGGUUCUUGCUUCACUUAUUAUAAGGUUAGCCUUAGCAGAAACUUUCUGCCUCAAUUGUGGGAUUUUGGCACUUGAUGAACCAACAACAAACUUGGAUGGCCCAAAUUCUGAGAGUUUGGCUGCUGCUCUUCUUAGGAUUAUGGAGGACAGGAAAGGGCAAGAAAAUUUCCAACUAAUUGUCAUUACACAUGAUGAACGAUUCGCUCAACUAAUUGGUCAACGGCAGCAUGCAGAGAAAUAUUAUCGGGUUUACAAAGAUGAGCACCAACAUAGCAUAAUUUCUGCUCAGGAGAUCUUUGAUUGAUGUUCCUUAAGAUUACCAGUGCACUUUUUUGGAAGUUCUCAGAAAACAAAUGAAUCCCCAUUCCCCAAUGGCUAUGUCAAUUAAGUACAGAUGUUACUGUUAGGGAUACAGGACUGUAUUUUAUGAUUCUGCAUUAAAACAGAGUUGUAUUAUCCUUUGCAUUUUAUUUUAGAAAAUUUAACUCUGAAGGUCUUAUCUUUGGUUAAUUAUCUUUUAAAUAUCCAAUCUUAAGGUGGCUAUAUUUGUGUACCCAUUUGAUGAAAAAAACUAAGCUUCCACUCGUGAUGUACUCACGACUCAUGUAGCUCAGAGACGCCCAUUGUUUUUCAUUUUUUUUGGCUUUUAUCAGUUUUUUUACCCCAGCUCAUUUGAAGGCAGAAUACCAAGUAUGCUUUUCCAAA